CGUCGCGCACACGAGGACAUCAGCAUCGAUAACUACGUGAUUCCCAAAGGAACGAUCGUGCUGCCAAAUCUGUGGGCAGUGCACAUGAAUCCUAAGCUAUGGAAAGAUCCGGAAGCCUUCGACCCCUCGAGAUUCCUGACGGCUGACGGCUCGGGUCUGAUUGCUAAGCCUGAGCACUUGGUGCCCUUUUCUGUCGGCAAACGAAUGUGCCCAGCUGAGGCGGCCUCCAAUAUUCAGAUCUUCCUGUACCUCACAGGGGUCCUGCAGAAGUUUAUCGUUAUGCCUGAAGAUGGUGUUGCAGUCGACUUGUCUGUGGACUGUGUCGUCUUCAACAUCCCGAAGACGCAGAAUUUGCGCUUCAUUCCGCGUUCAUAG
Molecule: messenger RNA, 375 nt
Organism: Ixodes scapularis (black-legged tick)
Lineage: Eukaryota; Metazoa; Arthropoda; Arachnida; Ixodida; Ixodidae
Product: steroid 17-alpha-hydroxylase/17,20 lyase
Exons: 3
Molecular function (GO): monooxygenase activity; heme binding; iron ion binding
Source: RefSeq, a predicted model, not a curated record